Messenger RNA from Canis lupus familiaris (dog), 450 nucleotides. Its product is annotated as cytochrome b-c1 complex subunit 7-like. Gene Ontology annotation, biological process: mitochondrial electron transport, ubiquinol to cytochrome c. Lineage: Eukaryota; Metazoa; Chordata; Mammalia; Carnivora; Canidae. The record is from RefSeq and is a predicted model, not a curated record.
AAGCAUUUAUCCUUUGUCUUCUUACUUCCUGGAUUGCUCUUAAGAAGUUCAAAAUCGGCAGGCUCGGUCAAGAUGAGGGGCAGGCCAGUUGCAGCAUCAAGCCGGUGGCUGGAGGGCUUUCGAAAGUGGUAUUACAAUGCUGCAGGGUUCAAUAAACUGGGGUUAAUGCGAGAUGAUACAAUAUAUGAGAAUGAGGAUGUGAAGGAGGCCAUAAGAAGGCUUCCUGAGAACCUUUAUAAUGACAGGAUAUUUCACAUUAAGAGGGCACUGGACCUGAAGGAGCAUCAGAUCUUGCUUAAGGAGCAGUGGACGAAAUAUGAGGAAGAUAAAUUCCACCUUGAACCUUAUCUGAGAGAAGUUAUUCAAGAAAGAAAAGAGAGAGAAAUGGGCAAAGAACUAAUCAUGGUGUUGAAAUCUGUGGUUGCAGCUGUCCUCGAAGAAGUUGGGUAA